Molecule: messenger RNA, 4992 nt
Organism: Peronospora belbahrii
Lineage: Eukaryota; Oomycota; Peronosporomycetes; Peronosporales; Peronosporaceae
Source: the annotation of a GenBank genome assembly
AUGUUUAGCUCUAGUACUUCCAAUAAUGAGUUUGAGAGCUUUGAAAUGAAGACGAAUCAUCCGUUUGGACAUGAUACAGAAGGAUCAAUAGCGUUAAACCCGUUUCAUUCACGAGAUGGCGACGAUUCAGCUCUAAAGACGACGUUUGGACAGAGUUUUGGUGUUACCCAUCAACCGUCGUCGCUGCCUCCUGGUGGUUUGGCUGGCGAUCUACAAAUAUCAAACAAUGGAUUUGAAAAUCAACCGUCUUGUCCGUCUGGACGGCUGGCUAGUGCACCUUUCAUGGCUUCAGGAGGAUCAAGUACAGCUGCAGUGGGUGGAAUUCCAUUUGGACAGCCAAACCAAAACAUGGCACAAAACAACUCAAGCAACACCUUUGGAUCGACAUCAUUCGAACCGAAUAAUGCUUUUUCUUCUUCCACGUUGACGGGUGCACAAACAACAUUUGGAUACGCGUCAAACGUCAAGCAUCGAAGUGCUGAAUUUGGUAGAAGCUUACAGAACAGUAGACUUCGUGACGAUGGAGUGUUAAAAAUAUUUGGCGAGAACAGCACAGCCUUUGGUGAAAAUGACAAUGGAUUUGGUAGGGGCCAAACUGCUUUUGGAGCCCCUCGUGUCAAUCGUGAAGACGAAUCGUUUGUGCAAGAACCGAAGGGACGUAAAUCUAGUCACACAACAGCCCCUGCACCAUCAGCGUUGCAGGGUGCAGCAUUUGAAAGCCAAGGAUCAGAUGUUAGAGUGCGAAAGAGACAGAUCGCUUCUAAUGCGGCAUCUGUUGCUCCGGUGGACAACCCUUUUACUGUCGCAGCAGCAGAUGGUUACGAUACUACAAACGUCCCGGUCAUUCACACAACAUUUGGCGAAGCAGUGGACAGUUUCAGCGCAAAAGCUUCUGCAGCGCUUCGAAAAUCUUCUUUUGGUGGGAGCGCUGCUUCUACCACCACAUUCGGUGCAAUCAAUGAAGAUCGGCGCCAAUCUGGCCCGAAAUUUGGCUCGGAAGCUAUAUCGGGAGGAUUCUCCAAAUCAGAUAAGACGGCUUCGAUGGAGGAGCGAGUGAGUGGCGCGAAAAAAGUAAAAAAAACACCAUCCGGUAACAGAAAACGUGGUCAAGGAUAUACUGUGGCGGAAGAAGAUGCAAUGCAUUUUGGUGGGCAAGCGACCAUGUCUAGACACAGCCAUAAGUACCCAUCAGGCGAAGAUACUGUUGAAGCUACAAAAGUGAUGAAUGUGAAACCGGCAAAAGAAAAGCAUGGAAAGCAUCGACAAGCUCGACCAAAAAAGAAGGUACCAAGCAUAAGUGAUGAAGAGACUCCGUUUGUUCCUAUGCCACCAAAUGCUCCCUCGGGCAGGGACGAAAACACGAAGGCUCAACUAUCGGCCGCUACGAACCUAGACGGUCUUUGUGCUGAUAUGUGCAGCCCAGGAGAACGAGAGCUGCAUAUUCGGGUAGAUGAAUUGAGUGUUUUCGAAAAGUGUUACCCUGAUCAGCCAGGUAGAGAGCGUGAUAUGAUUAUCAAACGUUUUCAGCGCAGUUCGGCUGAUCACAAGUUGGAUAUCCCAGAAGAAAUUCGGCCCCCAGGUGUUCUUCGGCGCACUCAGCUGUAUAUUGAGCAAGCCAUAAUGGAUCUCGAUCAGUAUGGCCUGGAUCCACGGUUUCAGUUUCCUCGAGUUCCGGAGCCAAUCGAACUUUAUAACUUCUGUUGGGACCGGUUUCGAAUGAUUCGCAAAGACUUCAUUUUGCAGAACUAUCGCGGUGCCGGGGGUCGUGUGCAUCCCAUAGCUCUUGACGUUCACGAACGCAUUGCACGGUAUCACGUUCUCAGUGAGCAUGAGCUAAUUGAAACGCCAAGCUUCGUGGCCCAGCAAAAUAUGGAGCAGCUUGGGCAAACGUUGAAGUCGCUGAAUGAGCUGUAUGACGAAAGCUACAAGGUGGGAGAUCCUGCGUACUUGAGCCCAUUUGAGGCUGAGUGUCGCGCAUAUUUCGUUCUAUGCACGCUGGACAAUGGUCGCGGCAUGGAUGUGUUGAAGUAUGUGAAAAAUCUACCGUAUCAUAUAUUGCAGAGUACUCACAUCGAAUUCGCGAUGCGUGUAUUUGUUGCUCGCCAUACUGGUGACUACUUCCAGUUUUUCUUACUGCUUCGAGAAGCGACCUAUCUGCAGUCGUGUUUGAUUUUCCGGUACAUUCCAAGUGUCCGAUCUUCGGCAUUGCUUCGUAUGAAUCGGGCUUUUCGCGGUCAGACUUAUCCACUGGAGGACUUGGUGGAUUUGCUGUGUUUUGAUGACAUUGAGCACGCGUAUGCAGUAUGCCGAGAGCAUCAACUGAGGAUAUCCGGCGAACCUGGCGUUACCGACGACACCGCGAUAAUGGUAAAGUUUGGUGGUGAUUUUCAAACAGAUACACAACUACGACGAAACAAUACGCCAUUGAAGGUUCGAGCCUCCAAAAUCUUUGUCGGGAUGAAACAAGGAAAUUUCUUACGACGAGAUGUUUGUCGCGGGGUGACAGAGUUUGCUGAAGACAAAUAUCCAGCUCUUAGCAAACUGAUUGAAGACAUUGAAAUGGAGGAACAGGCUCGGCUAUACCCAGAUCGGCCUGUGUAUGAUGAUGACCACUCGUAUUUUAUUGAUUACAAUGGCAUAGGUUUUGUAUCACCUCCAAUGAGUCCUGAACUAAUAUCUACGAGCAACGUUUCUAGCGAACAAGAACCAGCAGAGACCGAUCAGAAAAGGGAUGAUUUUGGAAUGAUUGCACAGAGAAAGCAUGAGCUUGAACAGGAAAAGCAAGUAAUGCUUGAACGCAUGCGGAAGCUGGAACAGAUGAAAGAAGAGGCUGCACGGCGCGAUAAAGCUAAGAAUACUGCCGCCGAGGAGGCUGCUCAGCGUGACGAACUAACGAAGCUGGCGCUGAUUGCUCAAGUCAAAGCUGAAAAAGAAGCUGCAGAAGCAAAGCAACGACAGCAAGAAUUGGAAAUCCAGCUACGCGAGCAAACGAAGCAGCGUGCGGAACUGGAACAGCAGCGAAAGAGGGCAGAAGAGGCUGCUCGCGAAGCAGAUCGACAACGACUUGCAGCGAUACAGCAAGCCGAAGUUAUGAAGAUGAAGGAAGAGCUAGCGGAGACACGAGCACGUCAAGCCCGUGAAGCUGCAAAAGAAGCGCAACGGCAAGCACAAUUAGCCAAGGAGCAAGCAGAAAGGAAGAAGGCGCGCCGUAUUGAAAAGGAGCGACUUGCUAUUUUGAAACUGAGACUACACCUCUGGAAGAAGUAUGUGCAGGCGUCAAGGCAUGGUACUGGGCCCAUUUUAAUUGACGGAACUAAGCUUCGGCUUGAUCGGCCUCAUCAAAAGGCAAAAGAAAGUAUUCAAUGGCUUUUUGGGAAAGCUGAUGGAGGAUCGGGUGCAUUGAUUGGAACAAAGCGACCAAAGCACUUGUCAAGGGUAAAAGAUGUAUCACCUUCAGAUGCUGAUAUUGUAGCGCUUUGGUGCUCCGAAGACAUUCUAGAACUGGUUGGCCCUCCUCUUCGACAGAAAAAUAUGAGGAUACCAUCAGUCGCGUGGAAGUUGGUGAUUGCAGAUUUGUUGGAUGGAUCUUCUUCUUCAUUUGGGUUAUGGUGCGCCGUCCGGUCAGGGGCACAAAACGUUUCUGUACCUGAGCAUGACUGUUAUCGGGUGUUUCAGCCGAGUGAUGAUGGUAAGGAGCAGGGAAUUUUUGUGUGCAGUCGGUAUUUUGAUUCAACAUAUACUGAGCGGAAUACACAAGAGACACUGCAAGACAAGCUCACUGCAACAUCGGCAAUUUUAUUACCCGUCGAUAUGAGCUUACUGCAGCUAGCUGGCAAUUGCAGUCACUGGGAGCAGCGCGUUGAAGAACUACUUUCUUCUCUGAAGAAGCCUGGAAGCCGGGUGACAAUGCUUGCACUGGGGUUUGUUUCGGCGGAAGUCGAGUCCUCUCGAAAAGUACUCUUGAGCAUGCUCAGAAGCUGUGUUGAACGUGUGCAAAGCCGAUUUGCUUCACUUGUAAUGCGAGUCGACGUUGAUCUCAUCGACGCAAGUGACCUUUCUCAUAAGUUUGGUCAAGUUCUGAAAAAGAUUGCAACGUUGUCUCCUCCUGUGCGUCAUUUUAAGAGCGUUGGAUUAAAAGAGCUAGUAGAGGGAAGUGUGAAGGCAGCAACGAAUCAAUUUGAAUCGUCAGUGGGAAUCCAGAGCAACAUUUGCGCUGCCUUUCCACGUUUGCGAGAUGAAAUUUUGACAUCUGGCGUACUGGACCUUUUAUCUUCCCCGCCGGAGUUGCAAUUUGCGAUUAUUGAGCCACCACAUGAUUGGAACUUGAAGGAGCGUCGGCAAGAGAUUCAAUCGAUUUUGACGGCGCUAGAAGUCACACGAAUGGCCAUUGUGGAUUCUCCGUUGAACUGCGACCAGACGUGCGAUGUCUACUUUAAGAAAAUUGAAGACUUUAUUGAUCGUCUAUUUGUAUCACAUCGAGCAGCUACAGCAGUGUCGACGUAUGAGCUGAAGAAGAGGAUUUACACUGUGCUUCUUCCCGUUCACGAGCAACUGACACAAAACGGCAAGACAAAACAGGUGACUCCACAAGAAGCUGACGCGUUGUUGCCAUGGCGGAAGAUUUUUGAAGAGAUUUACGCGACUUUUUUUGAAACGUUGAGUGAUAUCACAAUCUAUUACCCAGCUGAUUGGGUUCAAUUUGGAGCAGGUGUAUCACGCCUUUUAGAUGCUGCAGUACGUUCGUCGGCUCCAGAGCAGUUUACUGAUUACAAUUCACGCUCCAAGCGUGCUCGUGCAAAAGAACCUGUCCAAGUCUCUGCGCAGAGCAUAAGGCGAAGCUUUGGACCUUUUCAUACGCUGGAUGUAUCGAAGCAAAAGUAUCAAGUUGUGCGUGGGAUGAAGCGUCUUCGAGUUGAAAUUGAAAAGGAACGAGCUGCUGCGUUCAAGUAUCAGCAUCUGCUUCGUCAAGCAUUGAAGCAAUGGGACAAAUAA